Messenger RNA from Lodderomyces elongisporus, 2544 nucleotides. It is a transcript of the gene LYS143, whose product is annotated as Lys143p. Gene Ontology annotation, biological process: positive regulation of transcription by RNA polymerase II. The coding region runs from base 1 to 2544 and encodes 847 amino acids. Gene Ontology annotation, cellular component: nucleus. The record is from RefSeq and is a predicted model, not a curated record. Lineage: Eukaryota; Fungi; Ascomycota; Pichiomycetes; Serinales; Debaryomycetaceae. The transcript has a single exon. Gene Ontology annotation, molecular function: transcription cis-regulatory region binding; zinc ion binding; DNA-binding transcription factor activity, RNA polymerase II-specific.
AUGUCAACAGGAGUAUUGGAUUUGGGACUACGGCAAUCAGCUGGGAAGCGGAUCUACAGUAAAGGUGGAUGUCGAGAAUGUAAACGACGCAAAAUCAAGUGCUCAGAAGACAAACCGGCGUGUUUUCAGUGUGCCAGACUCAAGAAAGAGUGCUCAUACCCUGCUGCCGGUGAAAAAGUUUUGAGGGUGCUGAGGAAAAAGCAGAAAUUGCAACUGGGUGAUGAGCAAUCACCCGAUUCGGCUGGCGAAGGCAAUAUAGAUGGGAAACCUGAAACUAGUGCUGCAGGCGUUAGUGGCACUAUGCAGAAUAUUCCUGAUGUGAACGUGACAUUGCAACAACGACUGGACUUACCAUCACUGAGUUUCCUACAUAAUAGAGGCGCUGGAACUACACAGGGCGGCAAUUAUGACGACCAGUUUCAUGACAAGUUGAGAAAUUUUGGCAAAUCGGAGCAACAAAUUGCCUACCACUCUCUUCAGCAUGAUCCUGGCAACAACAACAAUAACAACAACAACAACAACAACAAUGGCAACAAUGGCAACAACAAUGGCAGCAACAACCAACCACCAUUUAUGCUGCAUCCGUCUGCGCAAAUGCCGCAGAUGCUGCACCAAUCUCCGCAAUACAAUAUUGCGAGGGCACCACGACCAUAUUUGAAUCAACCACAAGGACCAAUCCCAGCUGCACUUCCCGACCCAGGGUACAGACAUGAUGAAAACUUUGCUUUAAGAUUACAGCUUCCGCCAAUCACUAGUCGCUCAAGGGAAAGCUCCAUGCUUGUUGGAACUUCAUCCCUCACGAAUAAGUUAAACUUUGAACUGCCAUUAAACAAAUUGACACCGCCUGGAGGUAGCGUCACAACCACAACAAAUCUUCCUGGAAUUUUAGGUGGGAAUGGUGGUCCAGGAAACAGUAACAACAAUAUCAGUGGGAGUAGCAUUAGCAGUAGCAGUAGCAGUAACAGUAGUGGUCGUGACGGACCGAGGGGAGAUAUGCCACUUGAUACCAAUGGGAAAUAUUCUGCACCAGCUCCUGCACCAGCUUCUGCACCGGCUUCUACUCCGGCUUCUGCUCUGGCUUCUGCUCCGCUUCAUUCAUCGAAUAUCAUGACCCCUCAGGAUGAGCAGUACCUUGACCAAAAAGAUCUCAAGGUUCUUGCUGACGACUUGAAUAAAAUGGUAAAUGGGAUUUUAUAUGAAAAGGAGAAAAACCCUGAAUCCUAUGGAGAUAAAGAUAUUAAUCCGUCGAUAAAGAGCCGCCAAUCGGCUGACAACAACAGACCCAUCAAGAAUAUCUCAGUUGAUUACAUCAGGUUGGAAAACGAGAAUGACCAGGUCUAUUUGGAAGAGUUUUAUUACAAGUUCUCAUACAUUGUUUUGCCAUUUUCAGCAUAUGAUACACAAAGUCAAGCAUACUAUAAUCCUGCAAGAGAUAUACUAUUGAGCAGUGCGGCGGAUUCCAAUUAUGUACUUGCAGCGUUACUAGCAUUUGGUGCUCGCUCUAAAUUCCUUUCAUCAAAAAGACCCGAAGACGAGGACUACUACUACUUGUACUUGCUCGAUUGUGUCAAACUGCUUGGUCCAGCAAUAGCUGAUGACAAGACGCUAAACACCAAGAUUGAAAGCGUUUUACUCACUGUGCUAUUUCUUGCAGCUGCAAACGCUUCUAACCCAAAGCAAGACUGGCGACCACAUCUAAAAGGUGCCAAAGAUUUGCUUUGCAAGAUGUCAAAAAGUGUUAGCCACUCUAGAGUACUCAUCUUUUGCAAAUGUUGGUUUAUAACGUUGGAAAUAUUGGCCGGAAUCAGUUCUAAUCGCGGAGGUACCUUGGUAGAUGAUGAAGAGAUUACAGAGUUAAUCAACUCUGGUAACUUGUAUGAAAAAAAUGUUUUAGUUGACCUUGGCAUCAUUAUGGACAAUGGGUUCAAUAUCAUGGGAGGAUAUCACAAUGAUAGCUUUGACUAUUUCCAAAAACUUAUCAGGAUACUUAAUCGGAAACGCUCUAAAAAGCUCAACUUGCGUGACUCAAGACAAUACAUAAAACUCUUUGCAGAGUUCCAACGACUUUCGGAGAUUAAAUUCAUUGACGAAAAUGGAGUAAUUUCCUCCAACGCAAUAGGUAUUCUUGUGGAACAAACACCAAACAAGAGUAUAAGUUGGAUGGAUGUUAGUCACCAAUCAUACAUCCAGGCAGCAAUGAUCACACUACUUUUAAAUUGUUUUGAAGAAUCAUACAGCUCGCCACAAGUACAGGUUCUCACCCGCAGCAUCAUCAAGAUGAUCUCAUUCACCACAGAUUAUCAUCCACAACCAUUGUUUAAUAAUGCCGUGAUGAUGUUGCAAUGGCCUGCAUUGGUUGCGGGUUCAAACGUAGAGACAGAAGAAGACAAGGAAGCUGUACGAAAUUUUUUCAAGCUGCUGUCCGAAGCUGGUUCAGGUGGUGCAAUGAUUGCACUAAACCGAGUAGAGAAGAUUUGGGCCAGACGUGAAGGCUUAACGCUGGAAGAUGAUGGGCAUGAGUCAGAGGAUCUUUUAUCUUAUUAA